CUGGCUUUAUUAAAAAUCUUCCCCGCUGCAUCGGCAAACACCGUGCAAACGGCAAAACGUUUUUAUUGUAAUGGUCACCUUACAUCCAUAGAGCUGUGCCAUUCUUGGAUUGGCCCCGGUAUCGCCGUUUGUAUAGGAUUCUGGGAGGAGCGUUCUUUACGCACGGGGAAUGGCGGAGUAGGAAAGAGAUGGGGGCUUGACAUAAUAUUAUCCCACUCUUUUGUUUCUCUGCUGUGAUCAACUCGGUGACUCUCACAAUGGAUCCAGAGAAAACCUUGACGUUCUGCCUCGGAGUGACGGCGGAGGAGAUGACCAUCUCUCUGCAGGGGCCCGAGGGCACGGAAGCGAAAGUAACCGUUUCUCCAAAGGCCCCUGUCAUAGGAACCAUCAGCAAGGGGGUGAAGUACCCGGGCAAAGGCAGUCAGCCUAUGAUCAGUCCUAAACACUGUCCAGGAAUCAACAACAGCCCAGGGUACCUGUGUGAGACUGGACACUGCUGUGGAGAGACAGGCUGCUGCACCUACUACUACGAGCUCUGGUGGUUCUGGCUGCUGUGGACGGUUCUGAUCCUGUUCAGCUGCUGCUGUGCGUACCGGCACCGCAGGGCCAAGCUCCGCAUGCAGCAGCAGCAGAGACAGAGAGAGAUCAGCCUGAUCGCCUACCAUGGCGCGUGCAACUACCCUGGCUCUAUGCUGGACCUCAGUUUCUUGGCCUCCUUCAAGCUGCCGUCCUAUGAGGAAGUGGCGGCCCAGCCCAGCACCCCGCCCCCUCCCUACAGCUCCGUGUUCGGCCUGCAGGGAGGGGGCGCCACCUCCUCUUACCCCCACCCCUACGGCCAGCACCCCCAGCCUCCCUGCCCCCCCUACCUGUCUCAACGGGCCGGCCCCAGCGGAAUGACUUCUUCCCAGAGCUCUGACAACUACACCAGCUGCUCCUGUGAGUCCUGCUCCCUCACGUCCCCCUCGAGCACCUCUUUCUCUGUCCAAGUGACAGACGAGACGGAUGACAGCAGCCUCGCCUCCACGCCCAGCGAGGCUACAGGGGGGCGCGACCCGGGCGGCACCGUGGCCCGGGGCAGGUCACCGUCAGAAGGGAUCUUGACCCUGCCUCCUCCACCCACCCUUCCCCCUCCUCCUGACCUCCGACCCAUACCCUCGCCCAACGUCGUCCCGAUUUGUUCCCCCAGCGUGAGCGAGGGGACUCCGGCCACGCACCUCGCCCUCCCCCUGCCUACUUCCAAUCAACCUGUUCCCCCCUUCCCUCCACCGCUGCACUUUACCCCUCCCCUGCUUCCCUCGCCCUCUCUUCCUCCCCCUCCAGUCCAUUGCCUCCCCCUGCUUGUCCUCUCCGACCCACUGGGAGCGACGCCAGAGCGGAGAGGGGAGGAGCAGAGCCCCGAGCCCACCCCGUCGCCCCCGAAACACACCCUCUUCUCGUCUGACGUGGCCUUCUUUGAGCACCACAGCCACUUAGAAGAUGAGAAAAAGGAGGAGGAGGAGGAAGAGGAGGAAAACGAGGACCACUUCCGUCACCGUCGACUGACGGGGGACUCGGGCAUAGAAGUAUGCCGGUGCCAGGUUAAGCGGGAGACAGAGGUGGAUGAGGAGGGCGAUGAAGGGAAGGAGGAGGGAAAGAAGGAUGAAGAGGAAGGAGAGGAGGCGGGGUUUCUCCACGACAGCGUUGACUGUUCCCUUCGAGCACAGGCAGUCGUCCAAUCAAAGCUCCCCAAUGAGCAAGCCAUGCAGUGCGGCCCCACCUCCUCCUCUGUCAUCCUCAGGGGCAGGGACUCUGUCAUUACCAUGGAGUGAUCAUAAAGUCAACGAAUGAGACCCAGUCUAUCCUGUCAGGUGACCGACAACCUGACUUGACUGAUAACCUAUGAGGAUAUGGGUAUGUUUACUGUGGCCGCAUCCCCCCACCUGAUGUUCAGUGUAGAGGGGAUACAAGGCCUGAAUACCAACUAAUGUCUACCUGUGGUUUUAUCGGUUUAGAGCCAUGGUCUAGUGCCAUGGUCUGGUCAGGUGCAUAGGUUCCUGUUAUGAACUGCUUGUUUUGCUUACGUGCCAGAGAGGGACACUGUUUAUCCUGCUGAGCUCUCAUGGAGAACAAAGACAUCUUUUUA
Hypomesus transpacificus is the source of this 2122-nucleotide messenger RNA. Its product is annotated as proline-, glutamic acid- and leucine-rich protein 1-like. The transcript is spliced from 6 exons. Lineage: Eukaryota; Metazoa; Chordata; Actinopteri; Osmeriformes; Osmeridae. The record is from RefSeq and is a predicted model, not a curated record. Bases 258 to 1808 code for a protein of 516 amino acids.